Messenger RNA from Dentiscutata erythropus, 1518 nucleotides. Lineage: Eukaryota; Fungi; Glomeromycota; Glomeromycetes; Diversisporales; Gigasporaceae. The record is from the annotation of a GenBank genome assembly.
AUGAAAAAAGUGCCCUCAACCAAAGCAGCAGCCGUUAAAGAGCAGAAUGUAAGAUGGAUGCUUAAUUCUCCCGAUCCGAGCCCACUUGCUUUUUUUAGAUUUUCUUUUCCUAUGCAUCGAGCUCGGGCUUUUGAUACUUACGGUAAAGUCCUAGAAUCUGCCUUAGAUCAAUGCCAGGAUGAGAAUGUUAAAGGAAGACUAUUAAGAACGAAAGGAAAAUUUAAUGCAGAAAUUCUAAGAGACUGGGAGUUGUGGUUAGAAGAGAGGAAGGCGAUUCAAGUAAACCAUUCGAUCCAAAACACAAAUAUAGCUGUGCAAAAUAGGUUUAAUGCCCGCGUAGAAAACCAGGGCACAUUGUCAACAACGCCAACAAUUAUCAAUGAUUCUGCAAUCGAUAUAGGCAACAGUGAUGAAAACGAUGUAGAAAAUUUGGAAGACAAAAGAGAGUUAUUAAUGAGUUCGAUAGUGAAUUCUCCUAUAACAACUGAUGCCAACGAGGACGUUCUGGAAUCGCUUGCAUUUUUAUUUGAGUCUUCCCAAGAAGAUCUUAUUUCAUCUAUUGCAGAAGAAAGCCUUGACAGAGAGGAGACAGUGAUACCAAAUGAUAAUAAGCUUGUGUUAUCAAGUCAAUUAGAUGUGUUUGCGCACUUUCGUAACAUACGCUUUAAGAUCCCAUCGAAAAACAAGAUCUUGAAUCCAGCCUAUUAUGGAAUCAUCGAUUUAACCGGUCAGCAUAUUGAGACCAAGACAUCGUUUGAUAUUGAAGACUGGGAAGAGCUUCGGAAUUUAUUUGGCAUAAUUGUCCAAUGGCAAUCUAUUCGGACGCCUGAACAUUUCGCUAAAUAUUUUGAUGAAAAUUUUACGUUGCCUCCUAAUCCGGAGGAUGAGUUAAAAAUCUUCCACACGGCGGUUGAAUUCCUGCGGACAGGCUACCCUAUCCAAAACACAAUGUCUGAGCAACACGCGGUGCAUGCAUUAUAUUACCCCUUAAUUAAUACAGUUCUCUAUAAUGAUACCAUAUCACUAUUGGAUUGGGGAGAAGUUGUUUCGUGCUCAAACUCUGAUGCAAAAAAUGACAAUGUUAGUCCCGAGAAGAAAGCAAAGACUGGUUACAAGGCGGAAGCUUGCAAGCGCAAACAAUGGCUUGAUAAACUCAAACUCAUGAUUAUGUUGUUGCGAGAUGAACUAAAUCAAAUAAUUAAGGCCUACGGCCGAUCAAGUGCCGAGUUCUUAUAUUUUAUUGUAUAUGGAAUUCAAGUGAUUGUGGGGGGGGUCUACCUUUUUGGUUUAAUUGACAAAUGCUUAAUACCAAGCAAUUUAGAAACAUUUUAUUCGUUAGAGGAAGUAUACGUGAUUCUCAAGAUCCUGCAAAUGAAAGUUACCGAAGCUUCAAGUGCAUUAGUUGCCAUUGAGCAGAAACAUGCAAAAAAAAGACGGUGGCCUGCUGUUAAUGACCAGCAAGACUUUGAGAAUGAUCUUGUAUUCACUCAAGCAACAAAACAUCAGAGGAAUUCAUAA